CAUUUCUGCCCUCUGCACACUCCUUGUCCCGCGAUCCCUUUUCUGGUCAGACAACUCUCCCCUCUUUGCAAUCCCCGCCGCACCGCCCACCUCUCCCUCCUCUCCGCCAUCCGCCUCUCCCUUCAUCUCCUCUGUCACCCUCUCCCAUCAUUCCGCCUUCUUCGAACUCACCGGCGGCGGCCUUCUCCUUCAUCGAACUCGCCUGUGGCUCCCUUCAUCUUCGAACUCACCGGCGACGAUCUUCUUCUUCUUCUUCGAACUCACCGGCGGCGGCCUUCUUCUUUGAAAUCACCAACGUCGGCUUUCUUCUUCUUCGAAUUCACUAGCGACAGCCCUCUUCUUCGAACUCACCAGCAGCGUCAUCCUUCUCCAUUCUAACUCACCAUUCGAACUUACCUUUUCUUCUCUUUUGCCAUUUCCAGAUCAAUUGUCCAUCUUUUCAUUGUUCCAUUUUCAGAUCUGAUCAUGUUGUUGUGUGAUUUUUUUGGUUGAUGUUGCUGUCUGAAUAUUCACGGUUGAUUUGUGUAUGGUUGCCGGCUAACAAACAGGAUGGAUUAGAAGUUUUUUUGGUUUUUGGGCGAUCAAGGCUAAAAGAGUCCUUUGAUAAUCUAUGCGGUAUUGAUUAUCAGAACAUACCCAAUAGGCCCUUGCUAAUUAAUAUUGCACUGCACUGCAUUGCAUUACAUUGCCAUAUAGGUCAGGAAUUGAACCAAAGGGGUUACAGUUGUUAGAUCUCUAAAUAUGAUGAUGGCUAAGAGUAAUAGGUUCUCUGGAGGUUAUUAUGGCAAUGCAGUCGAGACGGCUGGUGAAUCAGAGGGGUCUGGUAGCUCAGGACCAAUAGAUACUGAGAUAACGGUUUCAGAGAAUUCUAGUGUCCCCGCGAGGAGAUGUAUUAGUCUAAAUUCAAGUCACUGUGACAAUUUUGGUGUUCCCAUGCAAGUUCUUCGGUUGUCAGAUAUUUCACCCCUUGAAAGAAAGGAUUUGGUGCUGAGGUUGAGAUCAGAGCUUGAACAGAUUCGGCUACUUCAGAAGAAAGUUGAAUUUCAAAGAACAAAUGGUGUGACGUUGUCAUCAUCCAGUGAUAUUCUUAGCUGUAGUAAUGGACACAAUAGGUCUCAAUUAGAGAAGUCCAGAAAAUCAUUGGUCCCUAGUUCUACAUCGGGGAAAAAAUUGAAUCCAACAAGUCAGAAACCUUGUGGAUUGAACCGGGGUUCUUCUGGGAAGUUUGAGCCUGCUCCACAGACACAGACCUGUUCACCAAUAGCUGCAAAUACCUUGUUGAUGAAACAGUGUGAGGCACUUUUAAAGCGAUUGAUGAACCACCAAUAUGGUUGGGUUUUCAACUCACCUGUUGAUGUGGUGAAGUUGAAUCUUCCAGAUUAUUUCACUAUUAUCAAGCAUCCUAUGGAUUUAGGAACAAUAAAAAGCAAGAUAGCUUCAGGUGCAUGCUCAGGUCCUUUGGAAUUUUGUGAGGAUGUAAAGCUUACAUUUUCAAAUGCAAUGACCUACAAUCCACCUGGUAACGAUGUCCAUGUCAUGGCUGCUACCCUGAAUAAAUAUUUUGAAGUGAGGUGGAAAGCGAUUGAGAAGAAAAUUCCAAAAACCAAUGCUCAUCCAGUGCCAGCAAAAUCUUGCGCCCGUGAAGAUGUGGAAGCAGCUAGACCAGUGCCUCCUUCAAAAAAGAGGAAAAUCGCAACAAUUCCCCAUUGCACUGAAGUUAUACCUCCUGCUAAGCAAGUUAUGACCGAUGAGGAGAAGCACAAUCUCGGCAUGGAAUUGGAGUCUUUGUUGGGAGAACUGCCUGGGCAUAUUGUUGACUUCUUAAAAGAACACAGUUCAAAUGGUAGAGAAUGUGGAGAGGACGAGAUUGAGAUUGAUAUUGAUGAUCUCAGUGAUGAUGCACUCUCCAGUCUACGGAAGCUUUUGGAUGAAUAUUUGCAAGUGAAGCAGAAGAGCAAUGAAAAGUCUGAACUGUGUGAAAUGGAGUUGUUGAAUGAUUCUGGACCAAGCAACUUAUCAUUGCAACCGUUUAAAGGUGAUGACCUUGGUGAUGAAGAUGUGGACAUUGGUGUAAAUGAACCCCCUGUCACAAGUUGUCCUCCUUUGGAAAUUGAGAAGGAUGCAACUUACAGAAUUAAUAAAUGUUCGGGCGCAGGAAGCUCCAGUGAUUCUAGAGGCUCUUCUGACUCUGAAUCUAAGGAUGCUGAAGCAGGUCCAGUAAUAACGUCAAAGGUAGCAGAAAGUUUGGGUCAUGGAGCUCAGUUGGAUGAAAAGACUUGGGUCAUGAAUACUCUAGAAAAGAAUCAACCUGUUGUUGGGUUGGACCAAGUUGAUGAUAAUAUUGGGCAGAAGCCAAAUUCUUUUGACUCAGACCAGUGUCGAGAUGGGGAUAGUGUUCCAAGACAGGUUUCUCCCGACAAACUCUAUAGGGCUGCAUUAUUGAAGAAUCGGUUUGCUGAUACUAUCUUGAAAGCUCGAGAGAAGACACUAACUCAGGGUCAGAUGGGAGAUCUUGAGAAAUUGAAUAGGGAGAGGGAAAAACUGGAGAUGGAGCGAAGGAAAGAAAAAGCAAGGCUACAGGCAGAAGCAAAGGCUGCUGAAGAUGCUCGAAAGCGGGCAGAAGCAGAAGCUGCUGCAGAAGCUCGACGAAAGAGGGAGCUUGAGAGAGAAGCUGCGCGGCAAGCUUUGAUAGAGGUUGAAAAGUCUGUUGAAGUUGAUGAGAGUUCUCGGGUUCUGGAAGACUUGGAAAUGCUUAGAGCUGCUCCUGCUGAACAGCAACCAAGCUCUGUGGAUGAGACGAGUCCUGAUCACUCACAAGAUGGCUUGGGUAGCUUCAAGUUUGGGAGCAGUAAUCCCUUGGAACAACUAGGAUUGUACAUGAAAGUGGACGAUGAAGAGGAAUUUGCAGAGCCACCCUCUACUCCUCCACAGACCGUAAACGAUGUAGAAGAGGGAGAAAUUGACUAAGCGUUGCUCAUUUUGUGAUCCUGAUUGAAUUGUGGAGCAUAGUACUAAGUUAAUAAUCACAUCGAUUCCGACGAAAUUCUUUGAUUCUUUCAGUUCCCAUAAUGUAGUAAUCCAUCACGAAAGGGUCCGACUGAGCACAGUUUCUAACUUUCUUGUGAGCUCGGACGCAGUAUUAUUACCUUAGUUUUGCCU
Molecule: messenger RNA, 3159 nt
Organism: Prosopis cineraria
Lineage: Eukaryota; Viridiplantae; Streptophyta; Magnoliopsida; Fabales; Fabaceae
Product: transcription factor GTE8-like
Exons: 10
Coding region: 742-2967 (741 amino acids)
Molecular function (GO): protein binding
Source: RefSeq, a predicted model, not a curated record